Messenger RNA from Prosopis cineraria, 970 nucleotides. Its product is annotated as universal stress protein PHOS32-like. Bases 193 to 870 code for a protein of 225 amino acids. Lineage: Eukaryota; Viridiplantae; Streptophyta; Magnoliopsida; Fabales; Fabaceae. The record is from RefSeq and is a predicted model, not a curated record. The transcript is spliced from 3 exons.
AACUAUUAAUUGAUGUGUUGAAGCAUAUUCAUAUUCAUGGUUCCAAAAAGUCAAGGAUUAUUCCAUACACGAUACAAACAACAUCCCUAGCUACUUUUUCUUGUUCUUCUGUACGCGCGCGCGCGCGCGCACACACAUCAACAAAAGCACAGCUCCGGAGCUUUAUGAACAAGGAAUAGAUAAUCUUUCACAAUGGGCAUAAGGCGAUUUAGGCUUAAGUUGAACUGUGUGAGCAUCGCGCAAGUGUUUUCUGCGUCGUCGUUUCGAUCCAAAUCCUCCUCCACUUCUAUCAAAUACGGGGACGCGAGCGAGUUCCCAAGCAUUAGCCUGGAAGAUAGCUCUUGUGAAGAUAAUGGGAAUAAGAUAAUGGUGGUCGUCAAUUCCACCUUUGAAGCCAAAUGUGCUCUUGACUGGGCUCUCUCUCACGCCGUGCAGUCUCAGGACACUGUUCUUCUUGUUCACGUACUCAAGCCCUCCUCAUCACAGGGUACGGAGUGUGGUAAGGAGCUUAAUCCGAAGACGUAUCAACUCGUGCUGGAUAUGAAAAAUAUGUGCCAGAUGAAGAGACCAGGGGUGCAAGUGAAAGUGGUGAAGGUGGAAGGAGAGGAGCAGGGGAGAACAAUAGUGGAAGAGGCGAAGCAACAGAGUGUGUCGCUGCUGGUGAUAGGGCAGAGAAAGAGAUCUCUGUGGCGGGGCCUCGUGCGGAGGUUGUGGGCCGGCAACAACAAGAGAGCAGCCUCAAACGGAGUUGCGGACUAUUGCAUUCAGAAUGCUUCCUGCAUGACCAUCGCUGUCAGGAGGAAGAACAGGAAACUUGGAGGUUAUUUGAUCACUACUAAACGUCAUAAAAAAUUUUGGCUUUUGGCUUAAGCGUUGUUGUCCCUGGAAAAGCAAUUGCAACGUCCAUAAUGUUGCAGUUUAUUUCUCUAUUUGCAAUACACAGCCGUUUUUGUUCCUAUAUUAUUUGCAA